AUGGAUCGUGACCGACAUGGCUAUUCGCACAGUCUUGACGGUUCUCUAGCCGAACAUAGCGAAGUCUUGGAUUUUGAGACUGGCUAUGGAGUCAGGCAACGAAGUGGAGCACAAGCGGGAGGAAGCAGACCGCUUCAAGCUAUUGAGUUGCAGGACAAACCCGAUCCAAACUUGCCUCAAACGACGAAGCCCAGUAACGAGAAGAAGAAGCACGUAUUUAGCCUUGGUGGUAAACGUCAUCUCAGUUUGAGAAGUCAACAUCUCAAAGGCUUCAGUUUCACGAGAUCACACAAACGGCAAGCAAUUGCGCGGGACUGGUCUCCAGGACGAAAACGAUUCGUAGCAUCUGUUUCAUGUCUCAGUACUGCACUGAUUGGGAUCAUCGUUGGCAUUUAUGCUGGAGAAACACCUGCCAUUCAGUACUACAUUGUCGACUUCCAUCACUAUACCGUCCUCGGAAACGUUUUCUUUUUCAUUGGCCUUGCCGUUCCGACCUUCUUGUUUUGGCCUCUGCCAUUGUUGCAUGGACGAAAGCCUUACAUCCUCGGAUCAAUGUCGCUGGCAAUGCCGUUGUUGUUCCCACAAGCACUUGCGGUCGGCGAAUUCAGAUCCCCAUAUGUUGCUGUAUGGCGUAUUGGCUUGAUCAUGCCUCGAGCAUUGAUGGGAUUUUGUCUUGGCUUCGCUAACAUGAACUUCAAAGCUAUGCUCACUGAUCUCUUUGGUGCCUCGCUGCAAAGCCAAAACCCUCAUCAAGAGCAUGUCGAUGAAUUUGAUGUAAGACGUCACGGCGGCGGUAUGGGAGCUUGGCUUGGUCUUUGGACGUGGUGCAGCAUCGGAUCCAUUGGCUUCGGCUUCAUGAUUGGCGCUCUUAUCAUCAACCACCUGCCACCUGCUUGGGGAUUUUAUGUCUCUAUUGCCAUCAUUGCAUUUGUCAUGCUGCUUAAUGUUCUCUGCCCAGAAGUCAGAAGAUCUGCAUUCCGAAGAUCGGUAGCGGAAGUUGUCAAGGAGAACGCGGUAUCUCGCAGAUUGGCUCGUGGGGAGGUCAAGAUGCAUAUGGUUCAGUCAGGACCGAAAUGGUGGGGCGAGGAGUUCCAUUAUGGAGUGAUGCUGUCCAAGAAUAUGCUUCGACAACCAGGAUUCCUUAUCAUGGCGUUGUACAAUGCUUGGAUCUAUGGGCAAAUGGUGUUGAUCAUCUCGCUUCUAGGUGCUUUGUUGUCUAAAGACUACAAGCUCAAGUCUCCAUUGAUCGGUGCCAGUGUCAUGUCCCUACCAAUUGGAGCGCUUAUUGCUAUACCUUUCCAGAAGGCAUCGUUCUUCAGUCGAGCUAGGAACAAGGUCAUAACUAGUGAUGACGCUACUCUGAAAAAGAGAUUCGCAUGGUCAUCGCAUAUGCUUCGACGUUCCAUUUUCGUACUGUGCCUUCCAGUUGCUGGCAUGGCUUAUACUCUUUCCUCUGGAGGGCCACCGAUCCCCUUCGCCUUACCUAUCAUCUUCGCUGGAAUCAUCGGAUUCCUGUCCAGUCUGGCUUUAGCUGAAUGCAGUGGUAUCAUCAUGGAAACUUUCGACACUUCGGAUCUUCAACCCGGUAUGACUGGUCGCCCUCGUGGUUCAUCAGGAGACAAAACGGCAGCCAAAAGAACGAAUUACUCAUCUUUUCCACGAGUUCAGUCCGCAUUUGCGAUGUGCUCCGGAUUUGGGUACUUGAUUGCUGCAGCUGCUUCUGGUGUUGGUGGCUCUCUUACUCGGCACCUUGGCCAACAAGCAGCUACAGGCAUCAUGGCUGGAAUACUUCUUGUCCUCUCCUUACUCCUGUUGGCCACCCUCGUUCGCUUCACCGACAUUCAAAUCAUUCCAGAUUCUAAGAAAGACGAGAUGGAACAAUACCAUCAAGCUCGCAGAGCAUCAAAGAUUCGUCGCGAAGAAGGAAUUGAGGAAGAAGAACCUUGGCGUCCUGUCAUCAUCGGGAAUCCUCACCAUACCACCAGACGAAUGUGUCUCCUCGAGCUUGGUAGCAUGUCUCGAUUCAGUGAGAUCAGACGCAAGAACAAACUCGUCGAUGAGAAGAGUCUCGAAGCCAAACAUCCGAAUCGUGCAGCGAUUGAAGAUGUUCGGCAGUACAUGCACCACAAAGAGCAUGAGUUGAGACACAAGGUCAGUCAAAGCUUGAGUCGAGGAGGAAGUAGAGGAAGUCGUCAGAGUAGAAUGAGUGAUGGUCCCGAGCAGGGUGAUCUGGGUGGUCACAGAGAAAUGUUGAAUAGAGGGGGUUCGGGAAAAGGGAGUCGAAGGGGGGCCCCGGAGAGUGGAAGGAAAGGAACGAGCACAGCGAGGAAGGUAAUCGAGGAGCACGAGUAA
This is a messenger RNA of Mollisia scopiformis, 2352 nucleotides long. RefSeq names its product MFS general substrate transporter. Gene Ontology annotation, biological process: transmembrane transport. The coding region runs from base 1 to 2352 and encodes 783 amino acids. Gene Ontology annotation, molecular function: transmembrane transporter activity. The transcript has 2 exons. The record is from RefSeq and is a predicted model, not a curated record. Lineage: Eukaryota; Fungi; Ascomycota; Leotiomycetes; Helotiales; Mollisiaceae.